GUUUCGUUUAAUGAUAAUUUAUGAUUAAUGGAGGUGUUUGUUGAAUUAAAAUUCAAAUAUCUUGAUCAUUUGAAGUAGUGCUAUCUUUUUGACAUUGAGGUUAUUAAAAUAUGUCAUCUGUCAAAUUAGAAUUUUGUUAUGUUGUGGUGAUGUUAUCAAAAAGAAAAAUGUUAAAGGUUCUUAUUUCAACGAUGGAUUUUUAUCUCUUUCAACCUAGAAAGAAAUUUCAUGAUAUUAGAAGAAUGUUUUAAAAGAAUUAAGAAGUUUAGAACGUUAUGUUUCGCUUGCUUGCACUUUCCGUUGAAAGCACCACCACAUAUACACCAUCAUGUAUCGUAAAAGAGGCUCGUCGCUCUUCGCUCGUCGACCGGGAGUUAGCGUACAAAGUCUUAUUUUGUCCCUCUCUAAAACAUACAAUUGUCUCGCUCAGCCGGUCCAGCGACGGACGGUCGCGGGCAGUAGCAGCAGCAGAAAACGUCGUCGUCGUCGCUGCGGACGUAGUAAACUCAGCACGUCCCUCUCCCACCACACCGCUACAUCGCAUUCCACUACUACUGGAGUAAAGUUGUAGUAGUAUUUUAGUAGCGUAGUAGUGCAGUAGGUAGAACCACUGACGAAACUUGAGAGAACGACAACUUUUGAUGCCGGUUCGCGAGGUUCUCUUUUAAUCUACUUUUUACUAUUGCUACUCAAAGUGAUUAAGUUGCAAAGUGAAGCGGAUUUCCUCAUAUUUUCACAAAAUACGCAAGUUUCUGGUGUCUACUUUACAACAAAGAAAAUAUUUUGUGUUUGUCACUUUUGGAUUAGAACAGCAAAAAAAUUUCUUAUUAGAUUGUUUCAUCGUCAAACCUCAGUAAACAACGUGAAUCAGCGAAAAAGAAGAACGUUGCGUGAUUGUUAACAUAAAUAUGAUUGAAGAUGUUUGUUAUACUCAUAGUCAGGCUUGUAUUAAUAUAAAUAAUUAAUAUAAAUCAAGCAGAAAUAAACCAUGCGGGAAGAGGAGGUUCCAUCUAAUCGCGAAAUGUGAUACUGAUUAGAGGUGGUAUUAAGGGUACGAGCCGAUGAUUUCAGCGGAAGUGGACAGUCGUCUCACGUACAUGACCUAUCCAGACCCUUGGCGAGGAACGCCCAAACAACAGCCGGAAUUCCUCAGACCCCAACCAAAGCCGUUGGCGCUCAACAAAUAUAAUGGGUUGAGCGCCUCAUCAACGACGUCGGGUCCAAAUGGGACCCGGCUAAUCCACACGCAACAACGUCCCCCGACCAAAUACUCUCCGCCGGCGGCCGCUCCCGUAAAUUUAACCCAGCAUCAAAUGAAAGAAGAAAUCACUGAAGACCUCCCGCAGUACUCUCCUUAUUCAAGAACGUUUUCGACAUUCGCCAAUUACUCCCACCAGUAUCACCAUCAAAUGUAUCAGAACCACCAUUUCCACCAGCCGAUGUUCCGGCCAACGUACGUCCAAACGCAAACGAUCCCGUUAGAAAAUUAUAACAACCCUACAACACCCAUAGCCACAACGAAUUCAGGAACGUUUCUUUCACCUCCAGCAGCUUAUAGUCCACCGACGAAACUCCAACCUACCAAACUGGAAAGGAGGAUAUCGCAGAGCCGGAGCCCUCCGUCGUCGACGACGCAGCAGCAAAAUUUUAAAGUACCUUCGGGAAAAGAAGGUUCUUUGAAGCAUAGGUUACUACUAAGGCCGGAAGAGACGCAAAAAUGUGCCAUAGAUUUACACAAGUCUAUCGCGCAAGAACCACUCAGGAAGAAGUUAUCCGCGACUGCGUUAUCGCCGCCACGGUCACCAGCCUCAAAGACUGCCUUCAACAGCAGCAGCCCGGCUCUCGUCAAUUUUUCGAAAGGUUGUCUGAUCCAACUCGAAAACGGCGACUUUAAAAAGCUGGAGGACAUGAAAACUGAGGACUUUGUACAUUCGGCCGAAAUCAGUCCGGAACUUAGGUUGGCCGAUAGUACCGUUGUUAAAAUUGGAGAGAAUCCAAUUACUGGCAGUGUCGCCAUUAUCCUCACUUAUAACCAAAGACGUGCAGAGGCUGAAGUGGAAUAUCCACUAGAACAUCCAUUUUUCGUUUAUGGAAAAGGUUGGGCAUCCUGUAACCCAGACCGAACGUUAAAAACGUACAACCUAAAGGUGCAUCGUUUGCAAGUAGGAGACGUGAUAAUUUCGUUGACUCCACGAACGUCGACGUCGACGAUGGUCCCUCAAUCCACCACGUGCGCAGCCACGUACACGACAACGGCCACCACAACGGCGAUGACCGUGCGACAAGUUCAAACGGGAGGAAACGUUCAUCACCUGCAGCAACCAAAAGUUCCGACGAAUCACAGUAUCAGUCACAUAACCGGGAGACCACCAACAACAGCGGCCACAACCGGUGUUGUCCCAACUUCAGCCGAGUCUCCCGAUUCCGUGUUGUUAAUGAAAAAGAGACGGUGGUCGGCACCCGGACAAAUCGGUGAAGACGAUGAAGAUGAGGGUACCGUCACAGCAUCUAGGAAGACGGUAAAAGUUGAAUAACAUCGGUCAGACGGCAGGGGCCUCCUCGUGUAGAUAUAAUAGUUAUUAUCGUUAACGCUAUUUGUAGAUAGUUGUACGAAACAAAUCGGUAGAAGACGAGAACAA
Onthophagus taurus is the source of this 2639-nucleotide messenger RNA. NCBI's taxonomy places the organism in Eukaryota, Metazoa, Arthropoda, Insecta, Coleoptera, Scarabaeidae. The record is from RefSeq and is a predicted model, not a curated record.